CCAACCAUACAAAACCCAUCAAAGACUUUGCCUUAUGCACAUCUCAGUGUUCUUUCUUAAGCUAUGGCGCACCCAAUCGAAGCAAAAGAAUACUGGAAUGAAUCAGGUUUCUAGAUUCCCUAGCAGUUGUUUCGAUUUUUGGAUACCAUUGGGCAAAAACCCUACGAUUCAAUCAAACUCAAACGUUUGAUUUCAUCAUGGAAAGAGAAUUGAAACAGAAACGGCAAGUUGAUGUUGAUUCGCUGGCAACUUCUUCUUCCGGUUAUCCUCGAGAUCGGAGACGACAUCCUUCUCCACCGGCUAGAUCACCUGAAGAUUCCCCGUUGUCAACUAUGUCUUCUCUGUCAUCUCUCAGCCAUGGAUUCUCUCCCGAAAGAGUUGAGGUACAACCUGAAGCAGAAUCAGAAGCAGCAGAAGAAGGAGAGACAUCACACGGCUCACCAACGUUAGAUCCGUUGCCGGAUUUAACCGGAGCGAGGGUAGCGUCGCCGGCGCCUGUGUCGACGGUGAACAGGUAUGUUCGAGAAGAGACUGUUCCGAUUAAAAAAGCGGAACGCGGCGCUCAAGACGGAUACGUUGGAAAGCCACCGGAGGAACCACGAACAGGCGGCGGAAACCAAGGGAGGCGGCCGAGGUCAUCUAUGGGGAGCGUUAGUAGGAUGGAAAAAGAAGGAUCGAUGAAGAAGAUAGCGUUAGGGUUUAGGAUUUUCGAAUUGCUCUUUUGUUUGAUAUCGUUGUCGGUGAUGGCCACCGACAAGCGUCAGGGAUGGGCUCUCGAUUCAUUCUACCGUUACAAGGAGUUUCGGUACUCCAUGGCAGUGAACAUUGUCGGAUUUGCAUACGCUGUGCUACAAGGACUUGAUCUGGCCUAUCAAUUGGCCACCGGAAAUCAUUACAAAAGACGCCAUUAUCUCCGGUAUUACUUUGAUUUCGCCAUGGACCAGAUGUUGACAUAUCUUCUGAUAUCAUCGGGAUCAUCAGCAGCCACAAGAGUAGACGACUGGAAAUCGAAUUGGGGUGCAGACAAGUUCCCACAGCUGGCUACCACUUCUGUUAGUCUUGGUUUUGUGGCCUUUGUUGCCUUUGCCUUCAGCUCUUUAAUCUCUGGUUAUCUUCUUCAUGCUUCCACAUCUUCAUGAUUUUCUAUUAUUACUACUUAAAUUUUCUUAUAUGUUCAUAAUAGAAUGUAAAAGCUUAUUAUAAGGAAGGUUAUGUUCAUGUGCAAUGUAAAUAGAUUUGUAUGAUAUGCUAAACAGGCUUAUGGAGAAUGUUAAAACUUUCAUGAACUUUUAAUUCAACUUUUAUGGAAGUGAUAUGUUCUUGUUUCA
Messenger RNA from Lactuca sativa (garden lettuce), 1328 nucleotides. Its product is annotated as CASP-like protein 4A1. Lineage: Eukaryota; Viridiplantae; Streptophyta; Magnoliopsida; Asterales; Asteraceae. The record is from RefSeq and is a predicted model, not a curated record.